AAAGUUAUAUAGUAGUUUAAACAGGACGGGUGGUAGCGGUGGGCAGCUGUGGAGAGUGUUGGGGCUUUAUAACCAGCCGUGGAGUGGGUCGACUACCAGUGCUCGCUCGACCUCCGCGGUGUCGUGUCGUUCGCUCCUCACACUAUAUAACCUCACUAUGACUAUCCACCUACACUGACACGUCCAGUGGCCUAACCCACGUAUAGUGAUUGUUCGAUCUGUGGUUGUUUUGAUUGGCGACGAUUGGGGCAGUGAGUGUUCGUGUGUCUUCUUGAGGAUUUGAAUUGGACUUACUGAGGGAGAAUUAGAUGUCUCCCCUGAAGCCCUGGGUCAUCGCAGUGAUAGAAGGAACUGAAGACGUCUUUCCCACGAGUCGAGCGAGGCUGUGUGAGAGGCCCACCCCCCUCUCCCCCCCACCCUGCCCCCCCUCAAGGCUGUAACCAUGGCAACAGCGUUCUCAUCUUGAAACCAUGAACAACACGCCUACCCUUGUAACCAUGGGUCACCUUGGGCUGGCGUGCGACGGCGACGGGGUCGACCAUAUGUUGGAGGACCACCCCACUUACCUGGAGAGCUUCUGGAGGCUCCACCAGGAGCUCCUCUCUGGCGAUGGGCCCCUGCCUCACUCCCUCCGGCGCUACGUGGCCAUCAUGGCGGCAUGUCGACAUGACUGCAGCUACCUGGUGGAGGAGCAGAAGACUGCCUUCUUGGAAGCUGGUGGACCAGAGGAGUGGCUCCAAGGCCUGCAGUAUGCACCCAAGAAGCUACAGGACCUCCACCACACAAACAUCAUACUAGCCCACCAACCCUGGCUCUAUGAUAAGCAUCACGUGCUGAAACUGGUAAAGAGUGGUUGGUCAGUAAGUGAAAUAACACACGCAAUAUGCAUAAUGGCCCAAUUCCAUGCACUGUCGUCUUUUGUUCACGGAUGUGGCAUCGAGACUGCCUCCAGUGAUGUUCAAGUACAUUCAUCUCCCUUUGUACAGGCUUGUUCAUCGGGGUCGCCAAGCAGUCAAGAAUUAAGUGAAGGAGGAGUCGACAUUCUCCUCGAGCGUAUGAGAUCUCUCUCGCUCGCUCAGUCAGACUAUAACUGUAUUUCUGAGGAAUUAACAAGAGAAAGUUUUGAGAAGCUUAAGAAGCAAACGGCCAAUAUUUCGACUCCAGAAGUUGAGUGUACAAACGCUGCUCACUCGCGGUACAGUCACUUGUCGCCAGAUCCAGACUUCAUGUACGUGGAUUUCCACAAGAGAGGAGUGAAGUCAGCAGUCCCUACAGUGAAGUCACAGGACUGUUCAUGGGAGGAACAUGGCUUCUCACUUGUGAGUGAAUUAUACAAUGAAGUUGGAGAUCUUCUGGAUGACAAGUUCAAAACUGCCUAUAAUCUGACAUACUACACUUGUGGCCACAAGACGCAUGUAGAUACAUUUCUCUUCCGCCGGGGCGUGUGGAAUUAUCUUCACUGUCUAUAUGGUAUAAGACACGAUGAUUAUGACUACAGCCAAAUAAGCCAACUGUUGGAGAGAAAUCUCAAGAUGUUUCUGAAGACUGUGUCUUGCUUUCCUGAGCAGCUGACGUGUGCAAAUCCUGCUGCUACUGUCAUGAAGGGCUUCCUACAGAGUGAGAAAAUUCAUAUAAUGAUUCUGGUUUUGGAGGCCCGUCUUCAGGCUGAAUUACUUCAUGGUCUUCGAGCUCUUGGUCACUACCUAAUGUGAGAAGGCCAUUCUUGACUUGCACCGGCACAAUUCUCUCAAUUGUUCCUCAUUCUUCAUUAUGAAGUAUUAACAUGUGAUUUAGUGACAUACCGGUACAGAACUGUAUAUACUUGAAAAUAUUAAACAUAUUGAAAGUGGAGUCAAUGAAUCUAAUCAAGGUGAAAAUGACAAGGUGACAAAAAUUAUGAAAUAAUUAAAGUAGGAAGUGUAAAUGCAUACGGAUGCCUUAUGAAGUGAAAAUUUAAAUAUGUGUUGUCUGUGGAAUUGUGCAAACAUUGUUGAGACUGUGCAAUUGCAGUCAUAUAAACAUAAGGAUUUUGAAAAUGUAAAGAAAAUUGUGAUGUGGCAACUUUAACUUCAAAUAUGAUUUAUAAAACUUAUGAAUCUGUCAAAUAAAGCAAUAUAAAGCUUAAAGGUUUAAGCUUAAAUUUUUGCUUAUAAUAAACUUUGUAAUACAAAAUUUUAAGUGAAUUAUAAGUUAAGCCCUGUGAAGAGUAAGUGAAUCUUAACAAAAUUUCUUUCAAAAAUAGAAAUGGAGGAAGUGUGUUUCUCGGGAGAGAAGAAACUGUGUUGGUUAAGCUUUGCUGACAAAUGAAUGAGAUCUUUUCAGUUUGCUUUUAGACAAAGAAUACAGGUACUGUAUCUUGUAAGAAUUCUUGAUUAGGUGCCAGAACUACACCCAUGGGAAUUUAUGUAUACAAUGUGUAUUUCCAAAAUCAUGAUUUCAGGAUGAGCAUUUUAUCUGACAUAGUGGUUUUUAUUGUGAGCCUCAAGUGGCUGAAGCUGUAUAUUACAUUUCUGUGUCUAAAUGCUAUGCUUAAGACUGUAAGAUGCAUGCUUAUGAAUUUUACAGUUUUCAUUGAGAAUCUUUAACUGUAGGUUCUUUGAUGUAAAGCUAUUUAAAUAUUAAUGUUGAAUACUUAGCUGAAAGUUGGUCACUUACAAGGUCCCUCGUGAACCUACUGUUAUAAUCAUGUUAUAUUUGACAUUUUUCAGAGAACACAUCUACUUUAGGUAGAUGUGUUUCAACUCUUUGAAGAAAAGAAACAUUUUCCAUUAGUACCUAAUUUUAUUGUAAUACAUAUCUUUCAUAAAUGUUCAGAGACGAAGGAAUCUUGGAGUCUGUCUUGGGUGUCACUAAUUCUUGUAAUAUCUUCAGAGAGCCGUAAGACUGUAGCAUCUCUGUAUGAUGUUAUAAACUUCAACACUCAUCAUCAGUCUGAAUUUAUGAUCAAAGAUAAUAUAAAAUCAUUGCACAUUUUGUAAAUAGUUUAUUAUAAAUUUAAGAUCUGACAGUAUGUGGAUAGUGAUUAUGGUCACUGGUGUGAGAAUUUGGCAUGAGGCCAGGCGCUGGAAGCUGAUGCUUAUCUAUGCCUAGUUAUGUUCUCCAAACCUUAAGGGGGAGAGAACAGGUUGAUGAGCUUUGUUUUCAGUUAAACACUUUUUGGGUAAUAUCAGGCAGCAGUUAAAAUUUUAGAACAAAUCAAACCAGUCUACAGGAUUUGAGGAGAGAAGGGGCAAGUUGCAGGUCAAAUUGUUAAAAUAUCUUGAGCUAUGCAAAAUACAGUACUUAAUCUACAUUCGAUAUUUUAUAUGUACAGUACUCUGUUGGGUUCUGCUCUGGUAUAGUCUACUGAAUACACAAUUUAUCUGUUUUGUUUUUGUAUUCAGGUAAAAAGUGAAGUACUCGUGAGGUUUAAGCACAUGAAGGAAAGGAAGCUAAAAACCAGGUGGAAGUAUUGAGAGCGAGAGGGUACAUGUUGGUGAGACAGCAUUAUUCCUGGUAAAGGUCUCUCUCUCUCUCUUCUAGUACUGUCAGACAUGCUGCCUAUUGGUGAGUCAAGAGGCAGUGUCAUUCCCUAGUGUCAACAGGGAAUGAGCUCCAGCUCUUGGGUUUCCACCUCCUAAGUAUUUGGGACCCCACCCCCCAGAUAUUGGUUCUUGGUUGUUUUACUGUAUAUAUCUUGACGAUUGAGUUUUCUCUCACACUUGCUCUUGAAAAUGUGGAUGGAUAUGCUUGACUGCUUCUUCCAGAAUAUUCCUAUUGCUUACAACCUGAACCAUACUAAUAUUAGCUACAUCUGUCACACUCUUUUGUCUUAAUAACUUUGCCUGCAUCCUCUCCUAUUGUCAAAUUUUUGGUAAAUGUUUGUUCAUAUAUACAUGUCCUUCAGUAUUUUGUAUGCUGUUGUCAUGCCUCUGGUCCUUCUCCUUUCUAGGAUUGUUAUGCUGUUUCCUUAACUAGGAUUUAUAGCUUUGUUCAUUUAUUUAAAGCACCAGUCUUGUUGUAAAAUGAGUUUUUUCAGCCAUCUUGUGCUUCACAAGAUCGGGAUUCCAUAUCAGUGCUGCAUAGACCAAAACUGGCUUUCUAUAUGCUGUGUAUAUUGCCAUGAAAUUUCUGCUUAAGUUUUAAAAAGAUGUAUAUAUGUUUGCUAGUUGUCAUACACUGACAGUGUUACCCUACUUAAUGCUAAUGUUAUGCCUGUCUGUACUCCCCGACACCUUACUUCCUCCCGGGAGCUCCAUACUAGGGGGUGGCCAUAGCAGUCAUUUUUCCAGGAGGAUCUAUCAUCGCAAACAUUUCACUUUCGCCUUCUCUAACCCAUCCUCCACCAUUUCUUUCACAUAUUUGUCUGCCUCUACUAAAUACUUUUUUCUUUUUGAUUUCCAAGCUCUCAUGUUUUGUAAUGGCAUUCAAGUCACUUUGUUUUUUCCUCAACUUAACUUUUACAUUACCACGUGCUUGGUGAGAUGUAACUUAAAACAGCCAGUCGUGCGUCAACUUCUGCCGCUGAGUAAGGGGGCUCGUGCAGGUUCUUAACUGUAUGCCUAUGGGUAAGGAGAAUUUUGAGUUUCUGGUGAAAAACUCAAAAGUAUAUUUUUGAGUUUUCUCAUGAAAUAUCUACAUUGAAUAUUUCAACUGCAUUUUCUUAUCUUGGUCUCGAGAAAUCUCUUGAGAAAUUCGAAGUUCAUCGUUUUACACAUCUUCCUAAUCACUCUCCCCUGAAAGGUAUCACUUGAGGUUGGGUUAAGAACUUUUUUUCCCAGCCGGUUAUGGUGGUAAGAUAGGAUAAUAUCAAUUUUGUAUAACCUGUUUUCUUGUUUUUGAAGCUUAAGAUCAAAAUUCUAUUUUAAGACAGAAGUUUAACAAUAUUUCUAUUAGUCUAAUAUUUCUUGCUCAAAUAAGACAAAAUGUAUUGUCAUUAGUUAUGAAAUGUGUUUGCAAGUUGUGCGUUUAAGUGAUUCAGCAUUUUUUUGUAGCUAUUUGUACAGAGUGGUGGAGUUCAUUUUUGAUCAAUUGAAGCAAUCAAGAUUCACAGAUUUGCAACAGUAUUGUAUGAUGUAGGUAGUGUUAAUUUUGUUUAUAUUUCAGCUAGUUUUGUAGGAAAUUGCAUGUAUGCUUGUUUUGUCAAUGAAAGGCUGAUGUUAUAGAAUUAGUGUAUUUCAGAGGUACUUUAAGCUAUAUUUUUAUAAUACAGUAUAUCAUUGAUAAUCAUCCAAUACUGUAGUGGCAUAUUUCUUCCCAAGAAGUCUUGCAGAUUUGUUUUAUCUUGAGAAUUAUUUGUUAACAUGCUCUUUGAGGCUCCAUUAUUAGUUACAGGUAUUGCUCACUAUUUUAUUGCUCAUUAAAUAGUUAUACUUUUUUAAGCUUGUUGCUUCUAUUUGUGUUGAUCGUUAAGUCACUAUACUGUAUUUAUCAUUGCUCAAGUUUGUUUAAUGAUAAGGCUUGUAACUGGUGAUUGUUUGAAUGUUCGUAGUAUAUCUUCAGGUUGACCCAGCAUCACCUCUCAUCUCAUCAAUCAUUUUGCACUUAACAUAGGACAUCUUAAAAAAAUAUAUAAUAUAUAUAUACAGUAUAUAUAUAUAUAUAUACACACACACACUGUACCUGUAUAUAUAAAACAAUACUUGUAUGAUUUGCAACAUUUGUAGAGACUGCCUAGGAUGUGAAUACUCGAUAUGGUACAGUGCUGUAUUUAUAUUUUUUAUUUCUUAUUUGGAAAAAAAAGGCUCAAAUAGUGAGAGAUGACAAGUUUAUAUGAGUGUGUUGAGCUCAUCAUCGUAGGUCUCUGCUUGAAAAGUGAGCAACUGAUUACUCAUUUGGCAAGAAGUGAAUAUGGGAGGCUUUAGGUGGUAUGAUGUUGGGUGUGAAAGUUUUUUUUUUUUUUUUUUUUUAAUUUACCUUAGCGUAUGUAUAUUUUAGUGGUAUGAAGUGGAAGAGAGAAUUUAUCAUCUCUUAAAUUGUGGAAGUUUUUAUUUAAUACAAGUGAAUACUUAUUUCUGUUUCUUUAACAAAUUUUCACUGCUUAACUUAACUUUUUAAAUAUUUGAAUAUUGGUUAAUUUUACAUUCAACAAUGAUAUAUUGAUAUAAUGUAUAAAAUUUGUAGAUAGUUAAAUUGGCAAAAUAUCAACUUAUAUAUAAGGUAAUGUGCUUUAUGGGACAAGGAUUCCAGUGAUUGACAUGUACCUUUAACAGUUAUAUGUGAUCUUGUGCAUAAAAUUACUUGUUGAUGUUGCUGCUUGACUUCUGCAUAAGCUCCAUAUAGCUUUGAUUUCUUUAUCUGUGAUCUAAUUGUGCUGGCAAGUAUUAGAUCCAACACAAAAUAAUUUUUUGCAGCAAUAAACUAAUAUAUCUAUUGCAACCCCAGGAAUGCAAUUAAAGAAUUAUUUAAUUUCUCACUGUAUCUGUGAAAGAGAAAUAAGCUGAGUAUUACAGUAGCUGCUUAGUAUUGUAUAGUAUUACAGUAGCUGUUACUACGGGCUCACCAUAGCCCGUGCUGCUUUGGGACUUUUUGAUCUAACAACAACAAAGUAGCUGCUUAGUAUCGUAUAGUAUUACAGUAGCUGCUUAGUAUCUUAUAGUAUUACAGUAGCUGCUUAGUAAAGUAUAGUGUUACAAUAGCUGCAUACUACUGUAUAGUAUUACAGUAGCUGCUUAGUAUCGUAUAGUAUUACAGUAGCUGCUUAGUAAAGUAUAGUGUUACAAUAGCUGCAUACUACUGUAUAGUAUUACAGUAGCUGCUUAGUAUCGUAUAGUAUUACAGUAGCUGCUUAGUAUCGUAUAGUAUUACAGUAGCUGCUUAGUAAAGUAUAGUGUUACAAUAGCUGCAUACUACUGUAUAGUAUUACAGUAGCUGCUUAGUAAAGUAUGGUGUUACAAUAGCUGCAUACUACUGUAUAGUAUUACAGUAGUUGUGUAGUAAACAUUUGUAACCAAUUUGUUCAUCGUGGUGUAGCAGGGCAAGAUUGAUGAUAGUACAAUAUGCAAAUUUAUAAUUUAUAUUCCAAUAACUGUGAUCAUUGAUUGUUCAAAAGUAUUUAUUUUAUUCUUGACUCAUCUCCAUAUAUUUUGCAUUAUGGUUAGUUAUUAUUUGUGAACUCUAAAUAUUAUUUUAAAGAAAUUUUUAUUGUAUAAAUUGAUAUUAUAUUGUAUAAGAUUAAAAACAAGUGAUAGUUCGAGAUAUUUUUUGGUAAGUCAGCACAAUUGAACGUUGUGUGUGUGCAAUUGCGAAGACACUACUUUUUCAAAUUACAAUGCUUUUAACUGCAAGGAACACUUAUUGCUCAUGUCAGUAUCUCAAUAUGGACACACAUUCCGAGAAAUUAAAUGGUAACGUACGUGGUUUUAAGACUAUAGUAUUGGGCAUGCACAUCACUUUGCCAAGUCAGGGGUUUCAUUUCUGUUAAAGGGAAAUAUUUGAGUGUCUCAAUGUAACGUAUAUUCCUUCAUACCAUAAUUCGGUGGAUUUUACAGUGGUCACUUACAGAUCUUUCUUAUCAAAAUAUUUUCCUAGGUUAUUCAGCAGUGUCAUAUGCCUAUGAUUAAACACAUUUUGCUUUUUACUAAAAAAUGUGCCCACCGUGAGAGUCCCACAGAUGCUAUUAGAAGGGGACUUUCUUGCCUCUUGGAUAGUUUUAAUAUAGUGAUGGAAUUGUUAUUUCUGUGUUCUGUAAUAUGACACAGUUUUUUACAGUCAAGUUGAUGGCUUAGCACAAAGUUAAUACCUUCCUCUAGGCCCAGGUGAUGGUUGGCAUACUACUGUUAAUCCCUCCUAGCCCAGGUGGUGGUUGGCAUGCUGUUAAUCCCUCCCGGCCCAGGUGGUGGUGGUUGGCAUACUACUGUUAAUCCCUCUUGGCCCAGGUGGUGGUUAGCAUAUUGUUAAUCCCUCUUGGCCCAGGUGGUGAUUAGCAUAUUGUUAAUCCCCCUUGGCCCAGGUUGUGGCUGGCAUAUUGUUAAUCCCUCUUGGCCCAGGUGGUGGUUAGCAUAUUGUUAAUCCCUCUUGGGUAUUCACUAAUGGUAUUUACUCCAAUACGCCUGCUUUAAUAUUUUAAUAUAUAUAUCUGUGCACAUAUACAAGAGCAACUCUUACCAGUUUUUUUUUUGGGUAUAGUUUUGUGUGUGUGUAUGUACAAGGCAGUGGUAAUACUUUUUACAUUUGACAGCCAGGUAAAUGUGCGGUUUACUUCAGCAAAGAUUCGAAGUCACUGUUUUGAGUGUCUGGUUUGUGAAGAACAAAGAGGGAUUAACAAUAUGCUAACCACCACCUGGGCCAAGAGGGAUUAACAAUAUGCUAACCACCACCUGGGCCAAGAGGGAUUAACAAUAUGCUAACCACCACCUGGGCUAAGUUUUACAACUUAGAGCAGUGCUUGAUAUAUUUGCUUAUGAAUAUUGCUUUUGGUUGAGCAGCUUCACAUAAAGUUAUCACAAAUCUGUGGGAAUAAUUAUCAUUAGUUUGUGUUGAAUGGACUGUACAGUACUGGGUUUAUGGGAAGGGGAAGGGAAGAGAGAUCAUUUAAUUACAGUUCUCAUUUUUCUUUGUUAACUCUUGUACUAUGGUAAAUUUGUGUAUAUUAUUUGGAAAUUAAGAGAGAUGAAACACUUGUAUUGGGCUUUUGUAUGUUUUAAAAAUGAUAUGGUAGUUCCUUACAUUUUGUUUAGAUACUGUAAUUUCUAUUUAUGCUAUAUAUAUAUAUAAUAUUGCCUAAAAAUAUAUUUAGAUUGCCAAAGUCUGUAGAGCUUCCCUAUUACCUUUGUUUUCAAAGCUGAAAUACAACAUUUAGGAGGAUGUGUACAGGUAUUGCAUGAGCAACUGGUUAAAUUUAACUAUAUUUUGGUGUAAUGUAUCUGACAUUUUAACUAUGCAGCUAAUGUUGAAAACACACACUAAUACUUGGCAAGGAAUGUAUGCUGAAUAGCUCCAUGUACAUUGCAGUACUUGCAAGCAUUUUUUUUUAUACAUGGUACAAUAUUUUAAUAUAUAAUAUAGGAAAUUUUGUACAUGGAAUGAAUUGUUCAAUAUAAGUAAUAAUCUGGCACCAUGUAAUUUAAGGUCACCGUACAAGGAAAAUUUGCUUGUGAAAAAGAGUGGGACUUUUUAGGUGUUUUGUAAGCUUUUGGCAAUCUAUAUGCAAAAAAUGUAAUCAAACAAGACUAUGUUAGGAUUGAUGAUCUAACACAAACAAGACUGUGUUAGAUGUUGUCGGGAUUUGAUUCCAUACACUCACGGGGUGCUUAUAACAUCAACAGGCCAGUGUGGGAAUAGUACUUGUAAAAAAACAUAUUUUUAUAAAAUCAGCCAAUUUGGGAAGAUUGUGUAAUAAGUUGAUAGGUGUAUCGAGAGGCUAGAUGAAGUCGUCAUGUCCGAAUUUCUUGGAGGAUAUUAUCUUGGCAAAUUGUAUUACAGAUAAUUGUUGUGGCUAGCAAGUAUUAUUAACAGGAAGCCAGGAGAGGGGUUGACAUAUGAGAUAUUACAUAAAAAUUAAAAUCAGUCAGUAUAUGUUCCUGCAGCUGAUACAUAUUGCAGGGCUAUUUGAAUACAGCAGUAAGUACUUCAUGCACUUACUAGGGUAAAUCUAAUGCCAUCUUACAUAGUCAAGAAAGUGCCUGCAUCAUGAAAUAAUUUGUACUUAAAUUGUCCAUAUUUAUAUAAAUCAUUUAUUGAAGCCAAAAUUUAUUUACAGUGUUCAGCUUUUUGAAGAAAUUCUAGUAUAAAGGUCGGCAUAAAUAGUCAAUACAGUACUUAAAAGUCUCGAUUUAUUAUCUGGUUUUUAAUUUACAGAAUUAAGCAAAGAUUUUGUAUACCCAAGAGUAGAUACAGAAAAAAAUAUGUUAAAAGUUUUGUUUGUUAUCAAUAUUUGGUUGUGAAAAGAACUUUUUUUUUCUGUUACUGCAGAUUCAUUAAAGGCUUCUGGACUGCUUAUACUGUGUAUAUUAUAUUAUAUAUAUAUAUAUAUAUAUAUAUAUAUAUAUAUAUAUAUAUAUAUAUAUAUAUAUAUAUUUGCUCAAGGAAGUACCCUGUACUGUAUGUGUAUAUAGAUACUAAACUCUAUUGAAAGUUGUAAAGAUACCAGUGUUUUGAGAAUAUAACUGAAAUGGUUUACUUAAAUCAGCUAUGGUUAAAAAACAAAUACAGUGGGGUAAGUUAUGAAUUAUGAAUAAUAAUAUGCAUUGCACAUGCUCGAACGGCUCAAAAAGAUUUAGGAGAUCAAUAAAUUACGUUAAAAACAUGCAUACUGUUAUUUGUAUAAUUGUUAUUUAUCCUCAUGUAGUUACGAGUAAUAAUGUACAGUAUGUUCAAGAGAGGCAUACAUAAGUAUGAUAUAUAUUUGUGAUCACAUAGUUGUAUUUUGGCAUCAUGGGAUAUUCUAGACUUGAAGUUUUCACUGGUAAUUGUUUGCCUGUUUGCAACUAAUGUACAGUAUAUACUUCCUUGUCUCACUUGCUAACACCAUUGAAAACAUCUUGGAGUGUGUGUGGAUUACGUUAGUUGGAAAAACAUUUAUACUUUCCAGUUAUUCUGGCGUCGUGGACACAAGAAGUUUUGUUUCACACACGUUUACACUGUAAAUAAUUCAGUGAGUCGUAUUCUGUACUAAAUACGCACGUCUUUUGAGUCUCGAUAAAUCUUGAUAAUACGUUCGGCAAAUUUGCCUCUUUUGGUCUCUCUCGUCUUGUAUUUCUGCUUUUAUAUCGGCAUCCUAAACAAUCUAUAGGAACUCGAAUAUUCAUUAUUGAUAAUGCUAUAUAGCUAUACUGGUUUAGAACUUUGUGAUAAUUCAAUACCUGUACAUCCAACUUUUCUGUAUGUGGGGACAAAUCAUGGCUGCUGUGCAGUUAGUGUGUUGUAUUGUGCAAUAAAUUAAAGUGCGAUGCAAACUGGCCUAUUUGGUAUCUUGAUUUUUGAUCUUCGUUAAGUUUAUGACAUCGUAUUUGCAUGUAGAUAUUCUGCAUUAAUAAUCAUACAAUGUGUGCUUCUGUCCAAAACUGGUGAUAGUAUUGUGAGAGAGUAAAGUGUAUAUAUUGUAAACAUAAUGUAGAUUGCUUGUUUUUAAACAAGAUUGUGGUUAGUCAACUAUGAUCAUUGCUAAGAUGCAGUUUAUUUACUUUUUUUUAUUUUUUUUUUAUUUUGCAGUUUAGGAUCGGUAAUACAGUACCGACAGUUUUUUUUAUAUAAAUUGAUAGGACUAUUAACAGUAUUAGUCCUGGAUUGUUGUAGCUGGUUCCCAAGAAACCAUAUAUUUUAAUAUAUAUUAAACAUACAUAUGUAGAAUAAUUAAUAAAACAUUUAUAUAUAAAA
Molecule: messenger RNA, 11295 nt
Organism: Procambarus clarkii (red swamp crayfish)
Lineage: Eukaryota; Metazoa; Arthropoda; Malacostraca; Decapoda; Cambaridae
Gene: Sesn
Product: Sestrin
Biological process (GO): regulation of response to reactive oxygen species; cellular response to leucine starvation; positive regulation of macroautophagy
Cellular component (GO): nucleus
Molecular function (GO): oxidoreductase activity, acting on peroxide as acceptor; L-leucine binding
Source: RefSeq, a predicted model, not a curated record